This is a messenger RNA of Anopheles darlingi, 1098 nucleotides long. Its product is annotated as coiled-coil domain-containing protein 124. Gene Ontology annotation, molecular function: transcription coactivator activity. The record is from RefSeq and is a predicted model, not a curated record. Gene Ontology annotation, cellular component: nucleus. Bases 196 to 834 code for a protein of 212 amino acids. Gene Ontology annotation, biological process: transcription by RNA polymerase II. The transcript is spliced from 2 exons. Lineage: Eukaryota; Metazoa; Arthropoda; Insecta; Diptera; Culicidae.
GUCUCGCAAAACAACUUUAGGAUUUUGUGAUUUCCAGCGUUUUAAGAAUCCGGAAUCUCUCUAAAAAGUGGGAAAUCCUUAUUUCACGGAUAGUCAGUUCACGGAUAAACGGAAAUGAUUUGUGUUUAGGGUACACCACGUGAAUUGUAGCUGCGGAUUGUGAACGUUUAGCCACGUAGCGACACCGGCUGCAGGAUGCCGAAAAAGAUGGGAAUCAACCCGAAAGCCGCCGAGGCCCGGGAACGGAAGGCGGAUGCCAAGAAAGCCGCGACCGAGAAGGCGGCCAAGGCUGCCGAAGAUGCCCUCUGGGUGGACGACGACAAGCAGUUAGCGAAGAAAAAGAAACAAAAGGAGGAGGAAGACCGCCGUAAAGCGGAAGCCGCACGGAAGAAGGCAGAAACGAAGGCACUGCUCGAGCAGGAGAUGAACUCCAUCAAGACAACGGCCAAGGUGUCGGUACAGAAGAUUACGCGGUCGCAGAUCGAUGCCGAGGUCGAGAAGCGUAACCGUGCGAUUGAAACGCUAAGCUCUCACCCGCCCAAGACCAUCGCAGAACCGAAGGUGGCACCGUUGGAGGAAAACCUUAACCGGGUGAUGGCCGAUACGGAGGUAGCCCAAACCAUCGAUCAGGCGAUCGCGGUGCUGAGCGUGAGCGGGGAAGGUGGUACCGAUCGACAUCCCGAGAAGCGUAUGAAGGCCGCGUACAAGGCGUACGAGGAGGAGCAACUGGUGCGACUGAAGCAGGAGUAUCCCUCGCUGAAGCUCUCGCAGCUGAAGCAGAUGAUCUUCAAGAACUGGCAGAAGGCACCGGAGAAUCCAAUGAACCAAAUCUGAACACCCCGCGGCCGGUGUCCGGUACAGGUGUGAUUGUGUGAUGAACUAUACUUCGCGGUGCUGUGCUGUGCGCCAGUGCAAUCAACGUCGAGUCACAAUUUUCAUUCUCCGAGCUCAAGAAAUCCAUUGUUUCAUUGCGAAAUGGUAAGCAGGCGCUGCUCUUAUCCGAUGGCACUGCCUGUGCUGCGGUCCCGUACCAACGAGAGGGCAGCGUUUGUGCUCGAAAUGAUCUAAAUAAACCGUGAACUGCAAGUCUAAGACUUA